UCAAAUUGUGUUGCAUAUUUUAAUUGGGAAUCUAUCGUUUUGAAUUUUAGGAGAUUACGAACAAGCUUAUCUCUGAUACUUUGUUCUAACUUCUUGACAUAUGGGUUUUAGGUUCUCGCGUUCCUUCCUGAUUCUUUCCCACCCUAGUGUUUGGGUUUUGUUUUUCUGGAAUGUGACAUCGUUAUGUUAAGGAGGCAAGGUUUGCGGUUGCUUGGUCUUGGAAUCAAUAGAUCAGAUUGGGGUGUGAUGGCUUUACUUUAUAAUAAGGAUACUUUUUUGGCGGGUUUCCAUGGGUUUAGUCGAGUGUGUGUCGCAAAGGAGCGGUAUCGAUUUCCUGGAAAGCCUUGGUUUGAUGUCUCUGGCAGUUUUCAAAUAAAUGCCAUGGAUGCCUUGAGCUUGAAAGGCUGCUCUGAUCGCAGCAGCGGCUGCCUUUAUAGAAGAGUUGACAAUGGAUUCCAUAAACCUUGUGCAUUGGCUCCAUACAAACAGCUGGUUCGUGAUUCGGAGGUUGGGCUUGAAAGAGGCACAGCUGCUUGGUUGACGAAUGGCUCUGGAACGUAUCAACGUGGGAGCCCUCUUGGAUUCCCGGACCAUCCAAUGCCCAAGAAACUCAUUGUUGCUGUUGACGUGGAUGAGGUUCUUGGAAGCUUCAUUUCAGCAUUGAACAAAUUUAUUGCCGAUCGAUACUCUUUGAAUUGCUCAGUUUCAGAGUAUCAUGUCUAUGAGUUCUUUAAGAUAUGGAAUUGUUCACGUGAUGAAGCUGAUAUCCGAGUCCAUGAAUUCUUUAAGACUUCUUAUUUCAAGACAGGGAUCCAUCCAAUACCAGGUGCUCAGAGGAUUCUCCAUAAGUUAUCUUCAUUUUGUGAUCUAUCAGUCGUGACGUCUCGGCAAAAUGUAAUCAAAGACCACACAAUUGAGUGGAUUGAGAAACACUACCCUGGACUGUUUCGGGAGAUUCACUUUGGCAAUCACUUUGCCCUGGAUGGGAAGUCGAGACCAAAAUCAGAUAUUUGCAGGUCCUUGGGAGCACAAGUACUGAUCGAUGAUAAUCCACGAUAUGCUGUUGAAUGUGCUGAAGUUGGAAUCAGGGUUCUUCUUUUUGAUUAUCAGAAUUCAUAUCCUUGGUGCAAGACCGGGUCGGAUAAUUUACACCCCUUGGUGACUAAAGUUCAUGACUGGGAAGAAGUAGAGCAACAGUUAGUCUCAUGGAUAAUAUCCUAGCUUCUCCAACUGAUCCGAUGAUCACAAGGCGCCAUUCAACGUCCUUGAACUGUUUUAUACUUCAAUAAUAUUGGAUAGAUGCAGAAAAUUUAAGCUUUUAGUUGGCCAUGCUUUUUGGCAAAAUGGCAGAAACCGGUCAAAUGGGAUUCGGUUA
Messenger RNA from Telopea speciosissima, 1375 nucleotides. RefSeq lists its product as uncharacterized. Gene Ontology annotation, molecular function: 5'-nucleotidase activity. Gene Ontology annotation, biological process: deoxyribonucleotide catabolic process. The record is from RefSeq and is a predicted model, not a curated record. NCBI's taxonomy places the organism in Eukaryota, Viridiplantae, Streptophyta, Magnoliopsida, Proteales, Proteaceae. The transcript is spliced from 6 exons. The coding region runs from base 184 to 1221 and encodes 345 amino acids.